AUGUUAAAGCAUAUUAUAUAUUUAGGUAAAAUUUAUCAAGAAAUGUCUGUGUUUAUAAUUGAUUUAAAAUGCCAUCAACUUUACAUUUUGACCAAUUUUAAAAUAGAUACCGAAAAAUAUAUUUCAGAAACCUGGGUCACCAACAAUAAUUUAUCAUAUUCAACUAUUAACAAACUAAUUAAUGAGUAUGAUUUAGUAAUUGGCAAAUCACUUUUACAACCUGGUUUAAAUCCAGAAAUUAUAGCAUUUCAAACUAUGAAAACAAUAUUAUUUCCAAAUAAUAAAACAAAAAAGUUAAAAUAUUAUAUGAAUAAUUUAACAAAGGCUAUUAAACAUUUAAUAGAUGAAUAUUUAAAUAAAGAAGAAUAA
Molecule: messenger RNA, 369 nt
Organism: Dictyostelium discoideum AX4
Lineage: Eukaryota; Evosea; Eumycetozoa; Dictyosteliales; Dictyosteliaceae
Exons: 1
Coding region: 1-369 (122 amino acids)
Source: RefSeq, a predicted model, not a curated record